AAUAAUAGUGACAUCUCUAAAACGUUCUGUCCAUCUCCGAUUUAAUUUGUUGUUAAAAUAAAAGAGCGGAGCAGAGCGAUGCCACCUUGUUGACAUCAUAUAUAAUAUAAAUACAUAAGAAUUUUUAGAAAAUCAAUCACAAUAUGUCUGUGCGUAUGCUGAAAAAGCUGCAAAAGGAGGCAGACCUACUGAAUGAACUAGUCUUAGACGAAGAGUCGGAGGAAUUGACAGAUAAUGAUGAGUUGCAGGGUCCAGAUGUUGUUGCGGCGAGGAAAUCAAACCUAAAUCCAUUCAAUUUGCUGAAUCAACAGGGCGAAUGCCUUUCGGAGAGUGAAUUCAAGGAAGAUGACAACGAGACAGAACAUCCAUCAUCGGCGGCUAAAGCUCCAAGCGCUGGUCAGAGUAAUGCUAAUACAUCAGCUACCAACAAGAAGAAGAAGAAACGCAAGAAGAAGUCCAAAUCGAAUGGCAAUCAUAUAAGCAGCGAGGAUAAUGAGCAGCAAGAUGCAAAAGUUAAUCCGUUGCUGGGCGAUGUUUGUGAUGUAGCGCCUAAUCAGGCCAAACAGGAGAAGGAAGGCAAACAUCAGCAGCAAGGAGCGAAACAGAAACAACCCCAGAAAGUGGAGCAGGAACCGAUACAUCAGCCACCUAAAAACUUAUUAAACGUGGAGCUUAAGCACUUGAAUGCCCAGAACGAAAUGAGGCGAACGUUUGGCAAGCGAGUGGUCAAAGUACAAAAUAGACGUGGCCGGCAAAAGGUGACCUUAAAAACCACCCAUAUGGUAACACCUAAGGAUACAUGGCCGCCAUUGACAAAGAAUGCCGUUACCAUGAGGCUAAUACCUACACAAGAGCAAGCCGGCUCCAGCAAAUCGCCUGGAAGUGUUCAAUGGUUCACGUUCGAACAUAGUGAAUACUAUCAGGGUAUCCAAUCAAUGUUUUUAGCAGCAUUGGAGCGCAUCGAUUCAGAAUUUCUGAUCACACUUAUUAAACGCUGUCCUUACCAUGUGGACGCUCUGAUCCAGUUAAGUGAAGUGUGCAAGAUGACAGAAGAUUAUGCCUUGGCUUCGGAACUUAUGGAGCGUGCUCUAUACCUUUUGGAGUCUUCGCUUCAUAUCAACUUCAGUCUGACAUCGGGUCUGUGUUGUCUGGAUUAUAACUAUCAAGAGAAUCGAUCGUUUUAUGUUGUGCUCUUUAAGCAUGCCCAAUAUUUGGAAGAGCGAGCCUGUUCACGCACUGCCUUUGAGAUAAGCAAAUUGUUGCUUAGUCUUCAACCAAAUGCCGAUCCAUUGGCUGUCAUCUUGGUCAUUGAUUAUUAUGCCCUAAGAAGUAAACAGUUUGCUUGGCUGGAGGAGUUCUACAAUGAAUAUAAUGCUAUCAGGAAUCUAUCGCAAUUACCUAAUAUGGCUUACUCCUAUGCAUUGGCAUUAUAUAUGCUUUAUGGAUCUUGCGAGCGUUCCAAUGAGGCAUUACAAUAUGCUUUGCUUAUGUUUCCGGGUAUUCUACGGCCCCUGCUUGAUGAGAUGUCCGUGCAGGCGGACAAACGCGUGUUGGCUUCGUCUUAUUUCUUUGCCGAUGGAGCGGGCAAACAAUCACCGGCUCUAAAUCAGCUAGUGUGUCUAUAUAUAUGUCGUGCUCGCGUCGUUUGGCGCCAAAACGAUUUGCUGCCUUGGCUGGAGUCGAAUGUGAACGUUGUACUUGAUCGCAUUAAUAACAAAGACCCAUUGAUUAAGGAAUAUCAGAAUAAACGCAUACAUCGCUAUGCUGGCACGCCACCACGUCCCAUUCUACGUCAUGUCAUACUGUCCGAUUUCAAAGAGAAAGUCCCAUUGGCAGUGUUUAUUUCCAAGGAGAAACGUGCCAUCAUGACCUAUGAUCCAUUGCCACCAGAAGAAAGCAUAAAUUCGUAUCAUAGAAAACCACCGACGUCGACGGCCAGCAGCCCCGCAACCACAACCAGCACUGUAUCCACAUUUUUUCAGUCUUUGCUGCCAUCGUUCAAUUUACAACACUUUCAACAAGAGCGUCUUCAUGCAGAAAUUGAAUAUGCGGCAGCAGCUGUUGAAGGAAUCGAGGCUGCCGAAGCCGCACUUGAAGUAGUUGCAGCUGCAGGACAACCUAAUGCUCCCAAUGCCAAUGCAGUUGCAGAAGCGGGACUACACCAAUCUUUGAACCAAAUGAUGGAUGCCAUGCGCGAGUUUUUACAACAUUUUCGUUUCGAGCAAUUUCGAACACAGGAUAUGGCCAGUGACGAGGAAGAUGAUGAGGAAGAGGGAUCUAGUGACUAUGUGGAUUAAAAAAAACUGUUGACAACACAAUACGCUUUAACAUAUAUAUAUAUACAAAUAUAUAUAUCUGAUCUGCUAUAAUCACCACCCACAGCCACGUCACAAACAAAUUUCUACUGUAUGUACAUAAUAUAUAGUACGUGUUUAGAAAACUUUUUUUUCAAUUUGAAGUAAUAAAAAUUUCCAUGUAAAAAGCUUUAA
Messenger RNA from Drosophila willistoni, 2489 nucleotides. It is a transcript of the gene Nulp1, whose product is annotated as transcription factor 25. NCBI's taxonomy places the organism in Eukaryota, Metazoa, Arthropoda, Insecta, Diptera, Drosophilidae. Gene Ontology annotation, cellular component: RQC complex. Bases 144 to 2297 code for a protein of 717 amino acids. The record is from RefSeq and is a predicted model, not a curated record. The transcript is spliced from 6 exons.